AUGCAUUCAUUUUCGUACUUAGUUGUUGCGGUUGCAAGUGUGUUUGCAAUUCGACUGGUAGACGCAAAGGCUGUCUUCGCACAUUAUAUGGUAAAAGUAUUUCUUCGUGCAACACGACAUUACACUGACAUACUUUUCCAUAGUUGGGAAGCAUUGACCAGGACCAUGCUGAGAAAGACAUCGAAGAUGCAAUCGCCAUGGGAUUUGAUGCUUUCUCAAUCAACAUGUAAGCAGGUACCAGCUUGUCCAAGCUUUUAUUAACAAUUUCUAGUGGAUUCCCCCAAGCCCCUUUCGUCUUUACCAGCUUAGUUCGCUUAUUCGAUCACGCCGAUACCCUCAAAUCAAAUGGAGGAAACUUUAGAUUAUUCAUCAGUAUGGAUUUGUAUGCUGCCGGUCAGCAGAAACACGCAGAUGGGACCCCAGUCAACGCUUUCGACUACGGCGAUACGUUCAGGGACUUCAUUACUCGGCCUUCAUAUUAUCUCGGUCCCAACGGUAAACCUUUCGUUACAACAUUUUCGGACGGCGGAAUGGAUGGCCCAUCUUUCAAUGGUUGGCGGCAGACUCUUUCUAGUACAGGCGUGUAUUUUGUUCCUGAUUUGGAUCAUACACAAGGGUAAGUUUCCUCUUGUGUAAAUACUGAGCUUAUGAAACCCUGCUGACUGUAACUGUUGUAGUUUUAAUACGUCUCACCCCGCGUGGUGGGAUUAUUGGGGACCUGUCAUUGAUGGAGUGACUGCUUGGGAGAGUGCUUGGCCGAUACGAGGGGGUUUUGGUGGAAAUUAUCCUGGCGACACCGAGGUAAAUGGAUUACUAAUUAGCUUCCUGGCAGAUUGCUGAUUGUCUCCUAUUUAGUGGGAUAAAAAAGUCAUUGAGGGUAUAGAUGGAAACCCUGGAACAUUAUCUCACGGCAAGACGUAAGAACAUUCAUUCCUGAGAGAAAGCCUGGAUUACUAAUCUUCAAUUGCACGCCGUCUAAUAUAUUGUCACAAACUAAAAAUCAACAGAUACAUAAUGCCUAUGAGCACAUUACAAUACAAAAAUGCAUACAAUACAAAUGUGUAUCGUGAAGGUAUGUCAAGCCGAUCGAACGCUCCCCGCAAAGCAGUCUGACCACCCGUAGGAGGACUUAACCUCGUUCAACGUAUGAAAGAAACACUCGCAAUGCCAAAUGGACCCGGCUUCAUCCAAGUUAUCACGUGGAACGAUGGACCAGAGGUUUUUUAUAGGUAUUCUGUUUAUAAACAAGUGCUAACCCCUUGAACAGAGUCACUACAUCGGUAACCUCUGGCCCGAGCAGAACUCGGACGCAGAGCCUGCCCUUUACGCAUCAAGCACGAAAGGCAAUCAUAAAGGAUGGCAACCACUCAUACACUCCUUCAUCGUAGCUUUCAAGCAAGGAGCUAAGGAUAUAUCUCAAAUGACAUUGCCUCCCGGAACCACAAGUCCCUUCACAGGUGCCAUUUGGUACAAGAAGGUUCUGUCUGGAGCCAAUUGUCCAGGUGCAACAAAGCCUGAUGAUUAUGAGGCUGCUAAGGAUAAGAUUACUUGGGCAAUCAUCGUGGACUCUUCGGCCACAUUCGUUGUAUCUAGUGGUGUUGUACCAGAUGUUACACUAUCCGCUGGCAUGAACUUUGGGGAGUUCGACUUGAAAGCUGGACCGCCAAGGAUGACACUGAAGGGGAAUGGCGUUGUGAUUGCCACUGCUUCGGGGGGUCCUUGUGCCUACAAUACUUGCCCGUAGAUCUUCCCACUGCGCUUGUGUGUUCUGGCAUAGCUCUAACCCCCACUCAGAGAUGGAAUAUACAACUUAAAUCCUGAGGUAAGCAGAUUUGAAAGAUUACACAGCUGCGAGUAUUGGAAGGUUGACUGGGAAAUAGGUCGUUUCAUUCAGUAACAAUCAGCCCGUAGAUCGUGUGUGCUAGCACGAAAUGCUGUAGCCCCACUUCUCCAUAGGACCGGUCUGGUGAACCCGAUACUACUUUCAGUUUUCCAAUGCUCACUAAACUCCAGGAACUAAUAUUAUAGCCGAGAAUGUUCUGUCAUUUCACAACAAAAAAGAAAGUAGAUUUGUGUUUUCUGACCGGCUGGCGGGAGAAGAUAAGGAAUCCAUUGGCUCCACAUGGGAAACACAC
Messenger RNA from Hymenoscyphus albidus, 2135 nucleotides. Lineage: Eukaryota; Fungi; Ascomycota; Leotiomycetes; Helotiales; Helotiaceae. The record is from the annotation of a GenBank genome assembly.